AUGGUUUCUGCCGCCAAUUGUGCGCGGUGCCUCACCAGGCCCACGACGGCCGCAGUCUCAGCGCCCGGGAUCCUCUCCCAGCGCAUCGUGCCCAUCAUCGCCUCGUACGUUCCAUCCUCCGGAGCCGCUGCCUUCUCAACCUCGUCUGCCGACUCGGCCGCCGUCCGCCGCGUGACCUACAUCGGAAAACACAUUCGUCGCGGCAAGAUCAACCAAAACGCGCGCAAGAAGCGGGACAACGUCAGGGUCAAGAAGCCGGCCCCCGGAGAGCGAAAGGCCUUCCGUAAGCGCAUCACACUGAGCAACAACAACGCACUGGCCGUCGAGGGUCUCCAGGACGUCGGGAGGGAGACGCUGGCCGCGGCCGAGAACAGAGGCUCCGUGGUCGGUCUGCCGAACCAGUUGAUCGACCAGCUCCGGACGCUGGAGGCGUUCAAGACGACUCAGAACUGGGGCCUAUUCCGGAGGCCCCAUAUGCUCGUUCGAGAGGAGACGGUGAAGCUCGCGAACAGGCUGGACAGCGCUGCCAAGGAGAGACAGACGUUGAGGAUGGUAUUGACGGGCGGCAAGAUUGUCGGGAAGAGCAUGUUGCUGCUGCAGGCCAUGGCUCACUCGCUGCUGAACAACUGGGUUGUCAUUAGCAUCCCCGAAGCCCAAGAUCUCACCAAUGCCAACACGGACUACAGCCCUGUACCCAAGACCAAGCCACUCCAGUUUUACCAGCCGACCUACUGUUUCAAUCUCCUUCAGCAGAUUGUCAAGGUCAACGGUCCCGUCUUGAACCAGCACAAGGUCUCUAAGGAGUACCCUGAGCUUCUCCAUGUCCCCAAGGACGGUACUCUGCUCGACAUCGCCACGGCCGCCAAGGAGCCCGAGUUCGCCUGGCCCGCCUUCCAGGCUCUCUGGUACGAGCUCACUACGGCUCCGGGCGGACCACCCGUCUUCCUCGGCCUCGACGGCCUCUCUCACAUUAUGAAGAUGUCGGCCUACCGCGACCCAUCCUUCAACCUUGUGCACUCACACGACCUCACCCUCAUCCGCCUCUUCGUCGACGCCCUCUCCGGCAAAACCCCGCUCGCCAACGGUGGUGCCGUCGUCGCUGCUACGAGCCGCAGCAACGCGCCUCGCUCUCCGUCCAUGGACCUAGCCCUCGCCCAGUCCGCUGCCGCCGCUUCCGGCCUGCACGUCCCUACCCAGGACCCCUACGCCAAGGGCUAUGAUGAUCGUGUCUACGAGGCCCUCCGUGGCGUCGAGACCUUCCACGUUAGCGGCAUCAGUCGCGAGGAGGCCCGCUCCGUCAUGGAAUAUUGGGCCGCGAGCGGCCUGAUGCGCGCGCGUAUCGAUGAGGCCACCGUCGCGGAGAAGUGGACCGUCGCCGGCGGUGGUGUUCUUGGCGAGCUGGAGCGGGCGAGCUUGCUCAACUCGCGCGUGUUGCAGUACUAG
This is a messenger RNA of Colletotrichum graminicola M1.001, 1443 nucleotides long. RefSeq lists its product as uncharacterized. Gene Ontology annotation, cellular component: mitochondrial small ribosomal subunit. Gene Ontology annotation, molecular function: structural constituent of ribosome. NCBI's taxonomy places the organism in Eukaryota, Fungi, Ascomycota, Sordariomycetes, Glomerellales, Glomerellaceae. The record is from RefSeq and is a predicted model, not a curated record. The coding region runs from base 1 to 1443 and encodes 480 amino acids. The transcript has 2 exons. Gene Ontology annotation, biological process: mitochondrial translation.